UCGUUCUCGACUGGCAGGACCCUUAUAAAUCCGCUUGCCCACCACACUGUCCCACCUUCAAUUACAACAGCGCACAAGUUUUCCACGGCACUUCAACAGUGAACAGUCAAGGCCUCAGCAAUCAGCCUUCCAACAAAUGACAAUCGACAAUCUACUACCAAAAUCCAAAAUGGCAGUCCUCGCGGCAUCCACGAAUCCAACGACGGUUCUCACAACUCAAAACACAAAAACUCUCCUUGCCCUCCUCUCGCCAGCGUUCGCAAACUCGCUGUACCUCGCAACAAUCCUCCAACGACUCCUGAGCACCACAACACUAUUCCUGCUCUUCAGAAGCUACCUGCUCUCAAUUUUCCUCCUACAGCAGUCAUACCACGCCUCCCAAAUCCUUCUUAUUCAGAGUCUGUAUGCCUCGUCAAUCGCAUGUCAGAAUGCCUACUGGGCUUCGAAAAAGGGAACGAGACUAUUGUGGAGGAGUACGGAGGGAAUGAGGAAGAAAUUGUUCAUGGAAUUCAUGAUAUUCGUACUUGGGGGAGGAAAUCAACUUAUUUUGGUAUUAUUCUGGCCUGGGUGGAUCAUAGUUGGUGGGGGAAUCUGGGGAGUUUGGAGUCUCUGUGGUUGAAGAAUGUCUGAAAAAGAAAUAAAGAGUCAAACAAACACGAACCAUUCGAUCUAUCGGAAAACAAGGUCUAUACCGUCUAGAAGGGAUUGCGCCAACAACUCUAUGAGAAGAAAAAGGCGUUCCCCCCAAGAUCCCUCUUUACUUCCAUCUGGUAGUCCUUCUCUGGAUCGAAUUCUUGCCAAACGCUAGCGGGGAAGAUAUGCUUGUUUCGUUCGUACCAUCGGCGAUCAACGACUUUC
Molecule: messenger RNA, 858 nt
Organism: Hyaloscypha bicolor E
Lineage: Eukaryota; Fungi; Ascomycota; Leotiomycetes; Helotiales; Hyaloscyphaceae
Exons: 2
Coding region: 137-619 (160 amino acids)
Source: RefSeq, a predicted model, not a curated record